AUAAUGUAAUUAAAAAAAACAUAUUCAUUGAAUGUCAUCUAAAACGUUGAAUAUUAAUAAUAUAAAAAAAUCAAAUAAAAAAAAUAGCAAACGUAUUGAGGAAUGACAAGGAAAUUGUUCAUUUUGCCUUAUAUGAAAAUUGUAUUUUUACUAUUGAUAACUAUUAUGAUACCAUGCUAUUAUGGUUUGAUGUACGGAGGUGAUACAGGCAAAUCUUACUUUGACAUAUACACCGCAAUCGUAGUUGAUAAAUUUCGAGAAGUUAUGAGAAAUGGGAAUGAAACACUUGAAAUUCCAAUUAUGGAUCCCUUUAAACUCGAUCAAUUUGAAUACAACAUUCGAGAAAAGUUUAACAUUGAGGCUCAAGGAUAUCUACAAAAUUUGCAAAUAAACAAAUUGUCCACUUACAAGAUCAUACAAGCAGAAUUUCAUUUAUUUAGAAUAAAAGUUAAUGUACAUUAUAUAUGGGAUUCGAUCGAGUUGAUUACAGAUUAUAAUUUGACGGGAAUUUAUGAACAUUUUUUACCAAUUUAUGGAUUAGGUGAAAUCGAUGCAAUUGUGAAAGGUUUAGACGUAGAAGUGAUCAUGGGACUUUGGAUUAAAAAUGGAUAUUUAUACGUACGAAAUUUACAAUCAGCGAUCAAACUCGAAGAAUUAGACAUCAAAGUAACUGGAUUAUUUAACAACAAACAUAUUUCAAACAUCAUAAGUAUUAUCCUGUCGAAUGUUGCACCACAAUUAGUAGAUAUAUAUCAAGAAGAAUUAACCGAACUAUUGAACACUUCGGCUACAGAUAUUAUUAAUGAUUUACAGAAAAACAACACUUUAUGGGAUUUAAUAUUUAAUUCUUAA
Polistes dominula (European paper wasp) is the source of this 852-nucleotide messenger RNA. RefSeq lists its product as uncharacterized. The record is from RefSeq and is a predicted model, not a curated record. NCBI's taxonomy places the organism in Eukaryota, Metazoa, Arthropoda, Insecta, Hymenoptera, Vespidae.